AUGGCUCAAGGGCUUCCUUUCCGCAGCCUUCCCUGGGAGCCAGAAGAAAAUGGCGUCGAUGAGCGGCAGGAUGUUGGAAUGAAGAGCCUCCUGCAGCGGAAGAGACAGGAGGAGUCACAAGUGCCACAGGCGUGUCGGCGCCAGGCACAGGCUCGGAGGGAGGAGGAGCAGCGCCUGGCGCGAGAGGCUGAGGCUGCCGCCGCGGCCGCCGAGGAGGCCCGUCAGGCCGAGGAGGCGGCCCGGAAGGCGGCGGAGGACAGAGCUGAGCAGGACAGAGAAGCACGGAAGAAGGCACUGCAUGAGCGAUUCAAGGGGCUCCUGCAGAAGAAGCGAGGGGAGGAGCUCAACGACUCCGCGCAGGCGGAGGCUUGCCGGCCUGAGGAGGAGCACAUCACUGCCAAGGGGACAGAGGCAAGCCAGGUCGAGGAGGCCUCCCGAAAGUCCGAGGAGAAGGAGCCGCAGGAGGAGGAGGAGGAGGAGCUCCGCGAAGAGCCCGCAGAGGCCCAGGGCUUCAGGAAAUUCCCUUGGAGCUGA
Symbiodinium natans is the source of this 534-nucleotide messenger RNA. The record is from the annotation of a GenBank genome assembly. NCBI's taxonomy places the organism in Eukaryota, Dinophyceae, Suessiales, Symbiodiniaceae.